AUGGCCAAGAACAAGGAGCAGUCCUUCUCAGAACUUUUUGAUACGUUUCAAGAAAGGUUGAACAAGUCAUUACGCCCUCCGCAAGAUGGCAAUCUCGGGCCGAAGUCGAAGAGGGCGAAGCCCCCUGAGAAAGAGACUGCAUGCAGUGUUUUCCGAAAGGGAUUCGCGGCUUUCAAAGGCCAAUCCAAAGACCCAGCGCCAGAUCUCACCGUUGGGGAAAUAUUGGAAGCGGAAGACAUGAUACUCAGCAUUGCUUGUGUCACCGAAGCGAAAACCAACUCGGAUUUUUCCCUCUACACUCUGUCGGAUUACAAUAACGCCUUUUAUGAGGGAGGCCAGGCGGCCUAUCGCAGCCGAAACAAACUCCUCUUUCCGUGGGUCUACAGAGGUCCAGAAACGGAUUUUCACUCCAUCUUGGUGCACGCCGAGGCGGUAGAAGGCAAGGACGGUGAUAUGAUACCGCUCAUCAAGUAUUACGACAGCGCCCCCCACUUUAUGGAACCAAAUCUACAGCGGAUUCAAGAUGAUGUAGAACUUUUCAUCCGCAAUCUACGUUGGUGGACUGGAUCACACGGCAGCUCAGAGGAGGAGAAAAAUGUAGAAUUCCACACAAAGCAUAUCGCGGUCUCCAAACAACAAAAGCAUAACUCGAAUGGAUCCGCAUCCUCUUCCAGUAUUCAUGUCAUCCUCAACGCUUGGGCCAUCGCUCUCGGAUUGACAAUUUCAAAAAAAGACGUCUCUUUUAAUCAUCUGGAAGGACCCAUCUAUCAGCAGAUUAUUGAGACAAUCAAUCUGGCAAGAGCAGGGAACAUGGACUCCACCACUAUCGCCGCUUUGCUAUGCUGCACCAAAUGGGUCACGAACCCUCAAGAUUCUGUCCCUCCAAAGGCUCAAUUUCUGCGCACUCAGAAGUUUGUUGUCGUGGAAGAUCUGGAAGAAUACAAGAACCGCUUAGCACCCCCGCUAGGACACAUGCCAAAUUGUGCGCAAUGUCAAAUACCGGGACACUGUGUCAUACCAGAAAGCAACAAGGGCGGAUUGAUACCGGCGGACGACCCUGAGCUUGAGUGCGAAGGCUGCCCUCUCCAUGCCCAUUGCAAUCUCCUUCCUCCCGGCUACCUCCCUUGCAAAUACCUGAACUACGCCACGGAUAAGUGGUAUAAGGAUGCAGCCACGGACAGAGGCGGGAAUGAAUUCACUCCACCACCGGAUGACGAUUUGAUGUUUUGUGCAAUUACGUGCGUCACAGAAGCCAUAUCUCUAAAUCACGCUGGAAAAAAUUUCAGUCUCUACGACAAAGCUCUCUGGGAUUCUCCUGACGUACGGAAAAUCGUUGGCCCUCGAGAGGAGGUGCUCAUCCCAUGGGGAUGGGAAGACCGCGAUAACGGUCGACAGCUGAUUGCUAGAGCCUUCUGCAGGAAUAACAACGAAGGCGAUGAUUAUCAGCCAGUCAUUGAGCUCUACUGCCCACAGGACUUAAUAUCCCCCAGAAACCAGAAAAAGAUCAUGGGUAUCCUGGGAGAAGUAAAAAAUUUCUUACGAAGCAAACUAUGGCAUAGAAACCCGGCCAAUCCAAAUGGGGAAUGCAGUUUCGAUGGCGUAGAGGUCGUAGCCCGCGCUACGGCCAAUCCCAAGAGUAAGCGUUAUGAUCGAAUCCACGCCAUUUUCAACGCCUGGACAAUAGCCCUUGGAUUCACCCCGGCCAACGAAAUCCCCCGAAAGCUAACCCGUAAGGGUGAAUACGAUAUGGCUUACAAAGUCAUCCUGCUGGCCAUCCAAGGCCAAAUGGACGACACCACGAUCUACGCAACUUUGCGCUGCUUGGAAUUCAUCAGAGAAGAGGAUGCUGAUAGUCUUGUCCCACGAGAUCACCGCUUUAAACGUACGCGUCCCCUGCCUACUGCGAAUGAUCUGAAAGAGAUGUACGAUGAUGCUCGUAAGUAUGAGGUUGCAGAAGGGGAUACGGAUGCCGAAGGCUUUGCCGCAGAUGGCAGCAGCGACGGCAGUGAGGGAUCUGAAAGCAGUGAAGAUGGCGGCAAUGAAGAUGACGGCGGCGUCGGGAAGCGUCAACCUGGAAGCAGUGAUGAUGACACCAGCGACAGCGAGAAUACCGUCAUAAGCAAUCCCGAGGGACCGGUCGAACCGAGCGAAGAACAGUACGAGGAAGAACUGGCUGAGCACGAACCGCCUGGGGACGAACUGCCUGAGGACGAACUGCCUGAGGACGAACCAUCUGGCGGCUCGGGCGGCGACGGUUCAGACGACGACCCGGGCGAGGACCCAACAACGCCAUUCAAAUGCAGAAAUUGCCAUGUCAAAGGACACUGCACAAGCGAAGAUAGAAAUGACAAUAUGUGCACCAGUUGUCCAGUAGCAGGGCACUGCGACGGAGACGACAUCCUAAACGACAGUGAUCUCGUCAACCUUUUAAGCAACUUUUUCCGUGGCACAGGACAUCAGUGGAAUCAAAUUCAAAGGAUAGCUGGAAAGGAAGACCGUGUAGGCGCAAUAAACCCCGAAAGCCAAUUGUCGGAGGUCCAGGUAACUUUAGCAAUCGCAAGCGUAACGGAAGCAAUUAGCAUGAGCGGUAAUGGGGAACAAUUAAGCCUCUACGACGAUGCUUCUUUCGCCAUGGCAAAAACUACAUCCGCCAUGGAAUCGAGAAAUCUGGCACUCCGGCAGCAAAAUCAGCUACUGUUCGCUUGGGUCCAUAGCGAUGUGGAAAACCAGAUACAAGGGGAUCAAGGCAGAGAGGGCAGACUCAACUCAAGGGAAAAAGCAGCCCAGGCACACAUGUACAGGGAAAUGGGUGAGACCCAGGGCCAUAUCGUUGCGGUCAACGUCCACCGUCAGGAAAGUCGUAGCGGCCGUUCGGGAAGACCAGUAAUCCACAUUUAUGACAGUCUCCCCAACUACUUCCAAGGCAUCGGUCGGAAAGGGGUUGAAGAGGAAAUCACAAGAGUGGUCAGACGCCUCAAGUGGUGGUAUGGACCAUUCGAAGACAACGACCAGGAACUGCCAGAACCAAUUGUAACCUGGCGGGAAGCAAAAACACAGGCAGAAUAUCCUGCUUGUGGCAUCCACGCGAUAUUGAAUGCCUGGUCACUUGCGCUGGGUCUUACAAUAAAAACCGAGGCCCAGCCCUCUUUGAAUCCUGGUCAGUACCAAGCGGCUGCAUAUAUCAUCACACUGGCAAUUUACGGCCAUGCUACAUGCGCAGCUGUCUUUGCACUUCUCCGUACGCUCGAUUGGGUAUAUGACACGGAUAUGCCACGCAACAGACGCUUCAUGAAGACGUUCAAUUUCAGAAGCCAAAACAAAUUGGGAGAACAUUUCGAACACCAGGUACGACGGUGCGGCGAACCAUAUGCAAAGCUGCUGGACUACACGGGUAACCCUGCCGAGAUCAAGCCAAUGGAUAUGAAACCUAGCGAGUUCGUAGAGCGACUCAAAAAGGAUGGCGGAUACGAUAUGGCACGUGAGUCUCAUGGCAAACGCCAGCUGGGUGUGUGGUAUGAGUUGCAUAGUCGUUCCUACAUUCGGCGGCCUGCGAGGGCAAGAUACGUUGAGAACGAUGCCGAGAUCCCUAUCUUGAAAGACGUCGAAACCAACGAGGUCCUGGCACGUCUUCACGCUGCUGGUUAUGCGAGUGCACAGGAGGGCUAUGGUCUCUACCAGUUGGGAGUCUGGGACGAAUUACACAAACGUGGAUGGAUUAGGCCAAAAGCAUCUUCUCCGACUCCCCAACCUCCAGCUUCACCCACCGCGGUGAUAAACGAUCUGCGCGGCUUCGGAUACGACGUCAGCAACGUGAGGGAAAUGCUGAACUCGAGAGCACUUACCUUGGAACAGCUUGAGAAUACCAGGGACGUGCUUAGGCAAUUAAGACCGGUCCAGCAAUCGGCGGCUCCCCCCACAGACCGUCAAUCUCAAGAAAGAAGCAGACCUGCUCGAACAUCACCAGCACAACAACCAGCAGUACUACCACCACCGCCACCGCCACGUUCAGAGCUAUCCUAUCCCGCUCGCCUCGAGGCACUGAGAGUCGACCACCGUCAUCUCGAGAGGAUAAGUCGAGACAACGAUGACUUUGACCUGAUGGCUCAUAUGGAGGAUAUGUAUAACGACAAUAUGGUCCACACGGUUCCGAAGGGUGUGUUAGAGGAAUUCUUCGGUGUUGAUCCUGAAACGAGGGAUAGACUCACGCGUGGCCAGAAGAGAAUCUUGGUCGAUGCCGCUGAGUAUUAUUUCCGGAAGAAGCAAAAGUAUCAGGCUGAAGGAGAGAGGGGCUCGCCGCGUGAAAAUCCUGCACAGCCGAUCAAUGAUCCACAGCAGGCUGAGCCUCCACAGCGUCCACAGCGAGACGGUUCUUCACAGCGGGAUAAUGGUUCCCAGAGGGCUGGUGGUUCUCAGAGGGCUGAUGGUUCUCAGAGGGGUGACGGGUCCCAGAGGGGCAAUGGUUCCCAGAGGGGUAACGGCUCCCAGAAGGGUGGUAAACCACAGAGGGUGAACGAUGAUCGCGAUUCACCACUGAGUAGUCUUCCAUCGUCGCUGCAUUCACCACCACCCCCGCCAGCUGCAGAGCCCAUUCAUGAUCUAGGCCGCGAACAAUCUCCAAGGCAACGACAGGACAACGCACAGAACGAAAUCACAGAAAAGGAGACGCAAAUUGAGAUAGAGAAGGAGAUUGGGAAGAAGAGGAAGCAAGUUGCGAAAAAGAAGCAACCUGCGAAAAAGAAGGAACCCGCGAAAAAGAAGGAACCCGCGAAAAAGAAGGAACCUGCAAAAAAGAAGGGAUCGACGCAGGCUGGAGUAAAGAAACCCGCACCCAAGAAGCGGGCGACGGCACCGGAAAUACCACCAGAGAGAAGGCAGCCUAGGCGCCAGGCAAAGAAACUGAGGAAAGACGGAGAAUAGGCGUGUAAUUUUGUUUCAAACUUUUUUAUGUGAUACCGUCUUUUUGUUUCUGUGCUUGGAGUUUUGGAGUUUAGAAUUUC
Aplosporella prunicola CBS 121167 is the source of this 4997-nucleotide messenger RNA. RefSeq lists its product as uncharacterized. The record is from RefSeq and is a predicted model, not a curated record. Lineage: Eukaryota; Fungi; Ascomycota; Dothideomycetes; Botryosphaeriales; Aplosporellaceae. The coding region runs from base 1 to 4917 and encodes 1638 amino acids. The transcript has 2 exons.